AUAUUUUGUGCAACUUAAAUUACAUAAUCCCAAGGAAUGUAAGUGAUGUAAAUUUUAGAAGGAUAACUUUGUCUUAACUGUUAAAACGCAAUCAGCAAGCUUCCAGCAACCAUUUUUAUGUAUUCAGAUGAAAAAUUAGGAGCAUGCUAGGAAACUCUUCGUAAGGAGGAUUAUACCCUUCUUGGUACGAUCUUGGAAGCUGCCUGGAUUUAAGGCCAGUAACUACCGAGUGAAUUAGUCUCCAGGUAAAAACACCCCAGGUAAAGAGCAGGUGACAAUAUUAGCUUGUCUGGAAGAGUAAUUUAAGCUGCCUGCUUGUUAAGCCAGGCUUGUAAUUUAGAGGAGGCCGACCUACAUGCCUGGGAAGCGUGUGGUCCGGUGCUCAAGCACGCGCCCGUAAUGCUGCCUUCCCAGUUUUUGUGCUUCUGCGCACGCGCCUUGGCGCCAACUUCGCCACUAGGAGGCGCCGGGCCCUCUUCAGGCCGGCCUUGGGGCGGUGCGUGUGGGUGUGACGUCACUGCGCCCGCCGCAUCUUGUUUCCUGGCAGCGAUGGCGGCUACCCUGGAGUCCUCGGUGGAGGACCCACUGCGGAACUUCGUUCGAGUUUUGGAAAAGCGAGAUGGCACGGUGUUACGACUGCAGCAGUAUGGCUCCGGCGGCGUGGGCUGCGUUGUUUGGGAUGCUGCCAUUGUCCUUUCUAAGUACUUGGAAACGCCCGGGUUUUCCGGCGAUGGGGCCCACGCUCUGAGCCGGCGAUCGGUGCUGGAGCUGGGCUCCGGCACUGGGGCCGUGGGGCUCAUGGCUGCUACCCUUGGGGCUGAUGUUGUGGUCACAGAUCUUGAGGAAUUGCAAGACUUGCUGAAGAUGAAUAUUAAUAUGAACAAGCAUCUUGUCACUGGUUCUGUUCAAGCCAAGGUACUGAAAUGGGGGGAAGAAAUAGAAGACUUGACUUCUCCGCCAGACUACAUACUGAUGGCUGACUGCAUAUACUAUGAAGAGUCUUUGGAGCCAUUGUUGAAAACUCUAAAAGAUCUUAGUGGAUUUGAGACUUGUAUUAUAUGUUGUUACGAACAACGAACAAUGGGAAAAAAUCCAGAAAUUGAGAAAAAAUAUUUUGAGCUCCUCCAGCUAGACUUUGACUUUGAAAAAAUUCCUUUGGAGAAACAUGAUGAAGAAUAUCGAAGCGAGGAUAUUCAUAUCUUAUACAUCAGAAAGAAGAAAUUGAAAUCUCCAUCAUGAAAUCUUUAGUCAUCUUACCCAAACCUCUAACAACCUGGGUAAGCUAAAGAUGUGAAUGGUGAAUGGAGCAUGUGAAUACAGCAUGGGAAGAUUGUGUUCAUAGAUUUUUCCAGCAUGUCCAUAGAGAUUCAAUAUAUAACUGACAACCACCAUGGGCUGCCUGCAAUUUGAAAAAUGAUUACUGCCUGCCUGCCUGCCAAUGGGCCUGAAAUCCAACUUAGUUUACUUGUAGCUCAGCAUCAAGUUCUGCUUAAAAGAAAAUUGUGUAUCAGUCACUCCUCAAAUGAAAAUAGGUGUUGAGGUUUACCUAAAGUCUGCAGGAAAUAAACAGUGAAGUGGCAUGGUUGACUUGGCGUUUUUGUCAGGAAACUAGAGAUAAACUGAUCCAGUUUCUAAAGAGAGACAUCUAUUACUAUGUAAUUCUGUUUAAGUUGCAACUAGUAAAAUUUAGUUGUCUUUAAGAUCAAUAAAUCUAAAAGUUGGUUAUUUUAA
Messenger RNA from Leptonychotes weddellii (Weddell seal), 1731 nucleotides. RefSeq names its product valosin containing protein lysine methyltransferase (gene VCPKMT). Lineage: Eukaryota; Metazoa; Chordata; Mammalia; Carnivora; Phocidae. Gene Ontology annotation, biological process: peptidyl-lysine trimethylation. Gene Ontology annotation, cellular component: protein-containing complex; cytosol. The record is from RefSeq and is a predicted model, not a curated record.